Molecule: messenger RNA, 4032 nt
Organism: Cydia pomonella (codling moth)
Lineage: Eukaryota; Metazoa; Arthropoda; Insecta; Lepidoptera; Tortricidae
Exons: 14
Coding region: 238-3648 (1136 amino acids)
Source: RefSeq, a predicted model, not a curated record
GCAACUGCAAAAUUUUAGUUAGUUCUGUGUCUGAAAUUAGUAUCGUAUUUGACCAGAAUAAUGAAAAUAAAUACAGUAAAAUUAAGAAAGUCAUGCGUAAUUCACACAUAAUCAAUGAGUAAAAUAUCACAAACAGUGUAAAAAAUAGUUUUUCUAAAAUGUCUGUUGAUACUCGUCUGCUUUGAUAAGUCAUCAGUGAACAAUUUAUUAUGACGAUAUAAUUACCACUGAUCAAAAAUGACUGAAAAGGGUUACGAAGGUGAGCAUUCGAGUCCCGUGUGGGACAUGCCCGGCCCGUCAUCGCUGGCCGCUAUUUUGGACACUGCGUUUACUUCUUCAGCGUCUGACAACCCCUCGAGGCAUGAAGAUAUGGAAUGCGAAGCCUUGUUCGCCGAGAGCGACGACGACGUGGAAGUUUUGCCGGAGCCUUUAGAGGCCAUUUCGUCUGGCAGAAGCGACCAUGCCCCCAAACGUGUCAUAUCAUCGAAUUACGUUAAUUCCACAUCACCUGCUCAAGCGUUUCAAGUAAACGUCACGCCAUUACCGCACCCCGCCUCAGCGCGUACACCCAUUCCUGAUGAGUACCAGCCGCUGCCAGAUAGCUCCAGCUCACUAGAUUAUGUGCUUGGGGUUACUGGUACUGAUGGUGCUCACCGCAUGACCUCUAUUGGCCAUGGAAGGAUACCAGAUCUCAACAUGAGGUACCAGCCUAAGCCUGUGCCUAUGAACCAACAAAGAGGGUUUUACUUUCCCACCUACUCUCAUUAUGGGCAUAGUGUGAGGCCCACACGGGACUAUGUAGUUGGACCACACAACACUAAUAAUGUUAUUGUGGUCAGUGAUGACAGGAAUUUCUUAAAUAAUCCAAUCAAUUAUACAGUUCCUGUUGCUGAACCUCCUCCACGGGAUCCUAUUCCAAAUAUGACAUAUCAGACUUUACAACCUGCUGUAGAAAAUAUCUUUGAAAGUCAUGGGUCUGCUGCCUCUAAUCUUCUAGAUGCCUCUUCAAGUAAUUUGGAGAGACCAAGUCGUAAGCUGAAUAUAUCUCCCCGGAGGAGACAAUCUAAAGAGAAUGAAGUCAAUCCAAACUUGAUUGAAGUAAGCUCAGAAGAAGAAGACAACACUUCAACCCCAAGGAAACGGCAGAGUGAGAACAGUGUCGAGCAGCAACAAGCUGCAGACUCAGAAUACCCCGUCCAUAGUGUCCAUGCUGCUUCUAGUAGUGGAAAUGGUGCAUUAGAUCUAGCCUCUCCUCAGAUAAAGAGGGAACCAACUGAAGUUGCUACACAAGCAGCUGGAGAUGCAGAGAUGACCAGACACAGCCAGCCCGGGCAUGUGUGUGCUGGAAGACUAGGGAAUGGGCAUUACAUUACACCAACACAGCCCACCCAUUAUGUGCACAACAACCAUGUGAAACAAGAAAAUCGAACUUGUGCCAAUGCUCAUGGGCCACAUUGUUCUUGUUCUAUGAACCAUGUCCAUGGAAAUUGCAUGCACACUCACUUGGGGCAUCAUCGGGACUUUUGUCAUAACAACCCUUCCCAUAUAGAAGCACAAAACCUACAACACCACCACCAUCACCAUCACAGAAUCAGGCCUUGUGUUCAUAAUAAUGCUGUCAACAUGAAUCCAACCACAUCUCGGGUCAAGGAGGAGCCUGUCACUCAGAUAGCAGUUAAACAAGAAGCAAAUACUUCAGUUCCACCCAAUAGUGAACCAAUACUAGUGCAGGUUCCAGUAACUAAAAUAGAAUCUCAACAAGCUCAAGUCAAAACCGAGCCGGGACAGACAAGUUCUGAAAGCAGUAGGGUUGGGGAGCAAGUAAGUGUGAAGGCGGAAGGUGACACGCAGAGGCGGCGUGACAUGGACGCCGCGGGCGACCGCCAGGAGCCCUCGCCGCAGCCGGGUCCCAGCUCUGGAAGAAGUGCACCAGAUUCAGAUAGUAAACCUAUAAAUGUGGAUAAUAAGGAAGAAAGUUCCACGUCAACUGGAAAUGAGACAUUAUUGGCCCCGGAUUUGCAGUUGGAUUGGGUGUCAGACUCAAGUUCAGAUGACGAUGUACAAGUGUUGGAAGAAGACCCCAGUUUUCGCGAGGUGAUCGACCUGACGUCGCCGCGCGCGCCGAGCCCGGCGCCGGCGCCGGCCGCCUGCUUCUCCCAGCCGCGCCCCGACCUGCUGCUGCAGGCGCCGCCGGCGCAGCACUUCAUGCGCACUAGGGUACGCGUCGGUGGCUGCGUGGUGGCGUGCCGCGGCUGCUGCUGCGCGCCGCACGCGCCGCACGCGCACGCGCCGCUCGUGCGCGCCCCGCGCGCGCACCAUGCGCCCCACCUGCACCCUCUUCGCGACGUACCGGCACCGCCGUACCGCGUGCACGAGCAGUUGUGGCACAGCCAACGGCACAUGCUGGAGAUGCAACGACGCAGCAUGGCGCGCGAGUCCGCCGGCGGCGGGCUGGCGCACUUCCCGCCGCCCCCCACCACUGUGCUCGGGGUGAGUCCCCCCCCUGUCCCCGCAGGCGAUGCAGCGGGCGGCGGGCUGGCGCACUUCCCGCCGCCCCCCACCACUGUGCUCGGGGUGAGUCCCCCCCCUGUCCCCGCAGGCGAUGCAGCGGGCGGCGGGCUGGCGCACUUCCCGCCGCCCCCCACCACUGUGCUCGGGGUGAGUCCCCCCCUGUCCCCGCAGGCGAUGCAGCGGGCGGCGGGCUGGCGCGAUGCAGCGGGCGGCGGGCUGGCGCACUUCCCGCCGCCCCCCACCACUGUGCUCGGGGUGAGUCCCCCCCCUGUCCCCGCAGGCGAUGCAGCGGGCGGCGGGCUGGCGCACUUCCCGCCGCCCCCCACCACUGUGCUCGGGGUGAGUCCCCCCCUGUCCCCGCAGGCGAUGCAGCGGGCGGCGGGCUGGCGCACUUCCCGCCGCCCCCCACCACUGUGCUCGGGUCCCCCCCCCCCUGUCCCCGCAGGCGAUGCAGCGGGCGGCGGGCUGGCGCACUUCCCGCCGCCCCCCACCACUGUGCUCGGGGUGAGUCCCCCCCCUGUCCCCGCAGGCGAUGCAGCGGGCGGCGGGCUGGCGCACUUCCCGCCGCCCCCCAUCACUGUGCUCGGGGUGAGUCCCCCCCCUGUCCCCGCAGGCGAUGCAGCGGGCGGCGGGCUGGCGCACUUCCCGCCGCCCCCCACCACUGUGCUCGGGUUUCCUGAUUACUUCGAACGGCUAGACACAAACGGACCUAACGUUGAUUUUGAAUCAACAAGACCUAUCUUAAUGCAAGGUCCCCACGUGCACCACCACAUGCACCACUACCUGCAGAUGUACCCGCCACACUUGCAUAUCUCCAUACAUCCUUCGGGCUACGGCUCGCUGUCGGAGGCCAUGUCCCGCGAGGCGGCGGUGGCGCGGCGCGCGGCGCGGGGCGCGUCGCUGGCGGUCAUCGAGCGCAACACGUACCGCCACGCCUACCCGCGCCAUCCCGGCAUGCCCGACGAGAAGUGCACCAUCUGCCUCUCCAUCUUCGAGGUGGACUCCCACUGCAGGCGACUCCCUUGCAUGCACCUGUUCCACAUGGAGUGCGUGGACCAGUGGCUCAGCACUAACAAGCACUGCCCCAUCUGCCGCGUCGAUAUCGAGACGCACCUCAACAAGGAUGCCGCCUUCUAAAAAAGUUGUGGGGCGGCGGCGAUGGCCUGCUGCUGCAGCUCCAGCGACUCCUGCUGCAGCUCGUGUGUCUGCUGCUUCUGUGCAUUACAGCUCCUGUACACAAACAAUACUACUGCCACUAUGUAUAUAUGCAUACAAACACAUUUUAUUCACUAACUAUAAGUUUAUAAUUGUUAUAUUUUUAAAUCUUAUUACAAUGUUGAGAGCCAGAGAAGUGGCUCAUGUUGAUUUUCAUUAAGAUAUAAAAGGCGAUUUCACUUAGUUUUGUAAAGAGAUGAUUUGUUAUUUUGAUCAACUUGAUAUUAAAUAAGAAAAUAUAGUUGAACUUUAUUAAUAAUGUUAGUAUAAAAGUAUAUCAUGCUUUAAUAAAGGUUUUUUAUACAA